AUGGAUGAGUCUGGACCUACAGGUGAUGUUGCAACUGGACAAACUGACGAUGUGGAACAAUUCGGUCACUGGUUGGAUGUUUCUGUAGGCGAGCUUGGUGUUGAAGAACAUUUUAACAUGGUACAGCAUGGCAGUGGUGUCUACGAAGGUGAUGCUAUGUUUGGUUUUGACAAUCAGUCACCACUGUGGCCCCUUGAGAACGGCGGAACUUUUCAGAGAUCAGAUGAUGCAUCAGUGUGCCCUAGUCCCAGUGUGGAACCUGACGCAGUGCCGGUGUUUGACCGACCAAUGCCUGGACCUCAGCCUUCUGUAGGAGAUGCUCAGUGGCAGCUUGGAGGUGCGGCAAAUUUUGCACAGUUUUCACAGCAGCCUAGCAGUUUGCUAUUGCCGUGGGAAACAGGAGUCUUUGCUGACAUUUUUGGGCAUUCAACCUUUCUUGAACUCCCCGUGAACUGCCUGCCUGAACCUGACAGUGGCUUAAUGGAGCACAUCAUUGCUGCAGCUGACAGUGCAGAGGCCAGCAGUGCGCCACCGUUGGACUCCUGCUACGACAAGGCUGUUAGAAAUGUUCAGGAUUUGGAUUAUUUCGAAAACAAAAACAGGUUGCGUGAACUUGCUUGUGGACAAUGGUUAGAAAUGCUUUCGUGUAGCUGGUACGCCUCGGGCGUUGGGGAGCAGUUAGCAAGGGAUAUGCAACUGGAUUCUUCAGGCACAGCUGCAUUUGAAACUCUUAAAGCUAGCUUCGGCAUAAAGAGUCCUCAGACUCUUUUGAAGCGUGCCUCAAGCCUGCGGAGAUACUUCAAGUGGCAUGCUGAGUUGCGCUCUGAUGCACGGGAAAUCCAGAUCAGUCCAUUGCCUUUUUCAGAGAACGAUGUUUGGUCUUUCUUUCACUGUUUACGGAAUUUGAGUUUGAGAUUUGAAAAUCAGCGUGGCUUCACAAAUGCUUCAGCUUUUCUGGAGACAGUGCGAUUCAUGAAGUUCACAUUGGAUCUCAGAGAGGCAGAUGCAGCUGCACCACUUGAAUUGCAGCAUCUACAGCGCUUACAUGAAGUUCUGGAAGGUGCAGCCUGCUUGACAGAUCGACUGGGAGCAGGAGUCAUGCUGGUUUGUAUCUACGGACGUGCCAGAUGGUCAGAUUUGAGAUACAUUCAUCAUGUCGUAGCUGAAGAGGGCAGAAAUGGCUUUUUGACCUUGUACACAGCAGAGCACAAAACUUCAGCAGUGGGUGCUCGACGAGAGCAAUACCUACCACUUGUGGUGCCUUGGAUGGGAGUGACUCACGAUGAGUGGGUCAAGACUUUCAUGGACGUUUACAAGAUGGCUGGCUUGGACUUGUUCAAGGUUCCGCUGGGACCUUUGUUGCCAGCUCCUCGCAUGGGAGGCAGCUUUGGAGCCAGGCCACUGUCGACUCCAGCUGAGUGGCUCAGGCUGUUGCUGCGAGGGACCAAAGACUGUGAGCAAUUCAAGGCUCAUUCACUGAAAACAACACUGUUGGUGUGGGCUGCAAAAGCGGGCCUGGACAAGGAAGUGCGUGCAGUGCUGGGGCAUCAUGCUUCAGCACUUCAAGGGUCGGAGGUUGUUUACAGCCGGCACCUGCAAACACGGGCAUUGCGGAAGCUCAACAUGUUGUUGCACAGAGUGCGCAUUGGGUUAGGUCUUGAAGAGGACCCAAUGGCACCAAACCCAUACGCCACUCCUUGUGCUCGGACACCACGACCAGGUGCUUUUGGACCUCAACCUGUGACUCCUUUGCCACCAGUUCCAGUGCUUGACAAACCAUCGGACGCAGUUGAUGCUGCUGUGGAGGCAGUGAAUAUUGCGGGUGACGUGGAGAGCAUCAAGGAAGAGCAGACUUCCAGCAUUUCACUGUUUGACUUGAAGAUUGUGGACACUGGAGUGGUGGAGCUGGACAGUUCGUCCGGAAGUGAGAGUGAGAGCACAAGCUCCACAUCGUCUUGUGGAGAGGCAAGUGUGCCACAACGCGAUGCACAUGCUUUUGUGGAAGUGGUGCCAGAGGGCUUGACAUACUACAAGCAUCGAAAGAGUGGAAUCGUGCACAAAGUGACUGAAGGCCAGAAGGUGGCAGCAUGUGGUGCUCAAAUGUCAGCAAACUUCCAACAGCUGACGCAGCGGCUCACAGUACGUUGGCCAAAAUGCUUGAAGUGUUUUCCGAAAGACAGCAACAGAAUUCGAAAUCUUUCUCAGCUCAAUGGAGCUCUUGAUGCCGUACUGGACAAAGCCAAGCGUAAGGAGAGAUGUGCAAAGCUUGGGCUGAAUGCAGCAUUUGUCGCGUCCCUAGCUGGAGCUCAAGUCGACAACCUUUCAAAGCUUGCUUUUGUGAUUGGUCAACCUGGCCAGCCGAUACAGAAUCAAGAUGUGACAGACUUUUUGCAGAAUGCUUUGGGAAGGGCUGCGACCUUAGCUGAGACCUCAGCUUUGAAACGUUUGGGUUUUGAAGCUCAUACUUACCUUGUUGCAACACUGCGACAACAAGUUGAUCAAAGUGACGAAACGCAACCCCGAAAAGUUGCCUUUGCUGAGCGGACCCAACGUAUGGAUCGGCUACGUCAGGAGCUGAGAGGUUUGGACAUCACUGGUGAACUUGAGCCACCGCAUGGGCUAUUAGAUAAGUGCUGUGCAAUUUUUGACAGUAACAAUGUCAAGUGGCUGGAACCUUCAAUUUGCAUUUCACGAAGCAUGGAAGUGCAGGGUACACCGAAGUCUCGUGAGUUGACUUUGGAAAAGGGUUCUUUGAUCCUGAAGCACGAUGACAAACAGACGUGCUCGACUGACUCAGAGAUCAAGCUGCACUAUGCCAUGACUAGGCGAGCAGUGGCCCUAGCCUUUGCAAGGGUUAUGUCAUUUCAGCAGCACAAUGCUUGGUUGUGCUUUCUCUUCGAGUCUUUACACAGAGAGGUGCCACCUGGAUACAGCAAAGCAAACUUGUCACAGGUUGUGAGUUGUGACAAAGCUGCUUGGGCAAGGCUUGCAACCUUAGGUGUCUCGACACGAGAGGCAGCAGAUGGUCGACAACUUCGAGGCAAUAAAAUUCCGCCCCUGGUGCCUGAUUUUCAACAAACUGCUGUUUUCUUUGCCAAGCAACCUUCAGACAUCCCAUGUGGUCUCAUGGGAAAGCUUUCAUCUUCAAUCACUGUGAUGACAGAAGCCAAGCAACUGGUGGAAGCAGUUGAAGUUGGCCAUCCCUCCAAGAUUGGCCUUGCAGUUCCAAAAGACCUUCGGCUGGCGCUGGAAAAGCCCAUGUGUUGGAGCGAGCAAACAUUGGUGCAAUACCGAAUGGAUUGGUGCCGCAAGUGGCUAAAGCGUGCAAGGCAGUUGGACAGAUCUGAGCGUUUGGAUGCAGAGACAAGGCUUGGACAAUCACUUCGAAGCUUCGCUGGAACCUUAUGCCCAGAUGACGAGUUGUUUGCUGAUACCUUGCUAGGCUUCACACAGGUGAAACUAGAUGACAUGCUUAGCGCCAGGGUGACGGGCAAAGAACAGCAGAUGGAGUUGUUACCAUUCACAGCCUUGGGAAGAGUCACAGGUGAUGACCACUGGGGUCGCUUCUGGAUGGAUGCGAGACAGGAGUGCAAUGCUAAUGGCUGGAACCAUUUCCUGAACUCAUGGUCAGAGAGCACGCACAACUGGGUUGAUUCACGUAUGUCCACAGCAGAGGCAACUGGCGGGUUGAGGGAGCUGUUAGAACCUCACAUUGGCGCCGACCGAGCAGGGGCCUUGACCGUCCAUGGACUCAAGGCCACACUUCUUAGCUGGGCAGCUAAGAGCACUCUUUUCAGUGCAGACGAGCAGCUGGCCCUGGGACAUCAUGUCCAUGCACAAUAUCGUUCAGCCAUGAUUUACUCAAGAGACAAUCAAAUUGGGCUUUGCAAGAAACUGCACGAAAUGUUCAAUAAGAUCAAGGAUGGCCUUUUUGAUCCAGAUGCAGCUCGAGUUAGCAGAUUGUUUCAACUGGCUUAUGCAACAAUGUUGGAAUGUCAGGGCGCAGAUGAUGACAGCGGCUCAGAAGCCGAGUCCGACGCUUCAUCGGUGGCGUCUUCAGGUGGAGAACACGACAGCGUGGCUCAGAGGCCAAAUUACAAGCGGCUAGAGGCUGAUGACAUGGAAGCAGAUCAGUGCUUGAUCAAUAGCAAUUCAAAAGUUAUUCAUUUGUUGGCAAGCGAGGAUGAAACCUUUUGGUGUGGACGCAGUGAUCUGCGCAAAUUGCUCACAUGCAUACAGAGCGGCAGGGCAUGGAGAUUGAAAGGCAACAUCGAAUGGAUGGCAGCCAUCAACCUUAGCGGCAAUGACUCGCCCCGGCAGCAUGACGAGGCAUUGCAUUCCAAGGUUGACACUUCACUUGCGCUGGACAAUUCUGGAGGCUUGAGACUGAGCAAGAAACAGCGAUUGGAUGACGUGAACGUAACAGGUGAACACAAAUUAAGGCAGGCCUUUCUCAGACGUGCUUUGGCUUAUGAUUUAGCAGGGAUUGCAACGUUCUCAGUGCUGGACUUGUGGACUCAAAAGUUGUUUGAGAAGAUGAAUGAGGCAGAAUAUCCGGCCUUGUUAUGCAAUAGAAUGGCCGAUUGCGUGUUUCAAAUGGCCAAGACCAUGGGGAUAACACCACAAGUCCCCGCUCGGCUAAAAGACUUGCUCAAGCUGCACAUGGGACAACAAACAAUUCGUCACCAGCCCUUGAUCCCAGAGUACAAGACUUACGUCCACUCAGACACCCCAGUGUCCGACGAAGCAUAUAAAUUGCUUGCUGCUCCUCCUUCAAAUGGGGCAGGAACAACUGAGCAGCUCGACGACCAGGGGACUCCAAAUAAAAGGCCCAGAACAACCUUCAAGUACGGUGUGUGGCACAGCCCCGAAGAAUUUUUGAAGAAAGCGGCAGAGGUUUGCCACCCCAUGGACAAUGAGUCAGUGCUGCACCCGGUCACAAAGCAGGCCAUCCAAAAGGUUGUCCAUACAUGCCCAACCAAGUUAGCCAAGGAGAGGCUAGCAGCGGUCUUCAAAAUGCGGAAAAUGUCAACGGAACUGAGCUCGGCUGAGAAUGAACUGAAGGAUUCCAUGCACCCGGACGUGCGCAGAUGCGUGCGGACCAAAAACAUUUUGUUGUUUGAGCGCCUCCUCUCGCAGUUUGAGUUUUGGGAUAUGGAUGUUGUGAACCUCUUAAAGCAUGGAGUUCCUUUGGUGGGGCUGCAACCGCCGCCGAAUGGGUACCAAAAGCAGUUGGUGCCGGCAAGCAUGACUGAAGAUGAACUUUUCCAAUCGGCCAUGUGGCGGCGACAGGGCAUUAUGGCUGGUUCACGACGCUUGACGCAGUUGGAAGAGUCUGCCUUGAUCGAGGCUACAGCGGUCGAAGUUGAAAAAGGGUUCCUGCAAGGUCCUUACACUGAAGCUGAGAUGACGGUGCUGCUGGGGACAGAGAGCUGGAGCCUCAACCCCAGAUUUGUCCUUUUUCAGGGGGCGAACAACAAGGUGCGAGUCAUUGACGACGCAAAGCAGAGCUCGGUCAACGAGGGAGAUAAGGCAAUCAACUUUGCAAACGUGUUCGACCUCCUUGGAGUGACGUUUGAGCUCGACAAGCUGUCGCUGGGAACUCUCACGAUAUCCAACAAAGCCAGCCGCAUCGAGAAACUUUGCAAGAUGUUGGAGGAAGUUGAGAAGUCAAGAACUCUGACGGCAGCACGGGCCAGUGAGAUACAGGGACUCCUUAACUUUGCUGUCAGCUUUUACAUGGGCCGCGGUCUCAAGCAUCUUGUUUCGUCCUUUAUGCCACUUGCAGAUGGCCAACGUUUCUCAAACCCUGAUGAAGUUGCGAGCUUGUGUUCCUACGCAAAGGACAUGCUACGCGAGCAAAGACCCAGGGUGCACACCAUGUCAAAGCCAUGCCAACCUGUUUUGAUAUUCACUGAUGGGGCCUAUGAGAAUGGCGUAGCCACUGCUGGGGCAGUCGUGGUUAGCGGCUCUUCUAGACUGGCAUAUGUGGUAACAGUCCCUCAAGCGUUGGUUGAACUAUGGAUCGAAACUGCCGGUGACCAAAUCAUUUCCCAAAUUGAGUUAUGGGCUUUGGUUUCUGUCAGGUUUUGCUUGCGUCAGAAACUCCAGGGCAGAAGAGUCAUUGAGUGGAUAGACAACGAAGCAGCUCGAAUGAGUGCAAUCAAAGCCAAUAGUUCUUCUCCCUCUAUGAAAGUCUUGACGCGCAUCAUGGCUGAACUGGAGCUCCAAUGGCCCACCUUUUCUUGGACUGAAAGAGUUUGUUCCUUUUCCAACCCCUCAGACUUGCCGUCUCGUGGAAGGUUGGAAGAGGCCUUAACAAAGUAUGACCCCAAAGAUGGAGGAACUCUUGAUGCUUCACGCGAGCUAACGGACCUGGUCAUCGACUUACAAAAAUCGCCUUACAAAGCGUUCAACAAUCUCAGCACAUGGUACGCCAGAGUACCAACCGAAGCGAAUGUGAGCGAUUAUCCUUCUCGUGCUGUCGUGGGUUUCCUUGCUGACACGAGUUUUGGUUUCGCAAAGUCCAUGUCCAAACUGUUUGGAUUAGAGCAGUCAAAUGAGACGUGCUCCAGUGUGACUUGCUCGAACAACCCUGGCGACCCUGGAAAUGCGAGGCUUGGCAAUGACACAACUGCGUUGCUACAUUUCCAAGUCGCCAGCACUACCACGACGACGCUUCCUGCAUGCGUUGCCGAGAUCAACACUGGCGAUUGUAAUGCCAUGAGCGCAUGCAAGUGUGAACCCGAUAUCAACCCCCAGCCAAUUGGAGAUUUCCCUGACACACAAGGCACUUUGCAGUGCGGCGGCAAGCUUUCUUGUAACUCGCAAUCUGCAUCAAAUACCAACUUCUUCAGGAUGAACACACCUAGCCCCUUGGAGUGCAGUGGACAGAAUUCCUGUCAGAUUGAUUUCAAUGUGGAAAAUAUCGGGUCCAUGUGCGUCACUGGGGACAAUGCAGUCGGCCCCAGUUCACAAGCCGGGACCUACAAAUUGGCAGAUCCUGACGUCGCCACGGGGCGCGUCAAUGAUGUUUGCUGUGCGCGGGAAGUGGGUCAGAAUCAACCUACCUGCAAAAGUCCAACGUUCGAGAAUGUCGGCAGCUUCUUUUGCACCGGUGAUGUUUCUUGUGACAACGUUCAAGCCACUCUUUCAGGCGAUUUCUACUGCAGGUCCCUGCAAGGUUGUGGCGAUCAGACAAACCCACCAAAUGAUGAUGAAUAUUGGCAGUGGACUACAAGUGGCAAGCAUUGCAUCAGGUGCCAGAGCACAGACCCUGGAUUGGAUCAAGACUGGCAUGGGAUGCUGACCGUUUUGACUAUGUCAGCAUUCAAAUUUUCUUUUUGGUUACGUGGAACUUAUGGGACCAUACUGGGCCAUCACGUUUUGCCAACGUGCUUUGCUUCUCAUUCCUGGAUGACCGUGAUUUACAGACUGUAUGCUGCACUUGCUAUGGCAUUUACAUUGAUCGGGAUGACAUCUACCUUCGGCUUGACGAGUAUAAUCGCUCAGAGGCGCUUUGUGGCACUCACUGAUCACCGGGCUUUUCUGCUUGUCCAUUGGACUCCUUCUGGAACUGGCCUUUCAUUCUCCUUCAUUUCAUGUUUUGCAACGGAUGCAAUCAACGGCACUGGACUUGGAACGGGGGGAGCUUUGCCCUCGGCUGUGUUGAGAAAACCAAACGGAUGGAAAGCGAUUUGGAUGAAUGUCCGCUGA
Cladocopium goreaui is the source of this 7716-nucleotide messenger RNA. Lineage: Eukaryota; Dinophyceae; Suessiales; Symbiodiniaceae. The record is from the annotation of a GenBank genome assembly.